This is a messenger RNA of Saprolegnia diclina VS20, 456 nucleotides long. RefSeq lists its product as hypothetical. Lineage: Eukaryota; Oomycota; Saprolegniomycetes; Saprolegniales; Saprolegniaceae. The record is from RefSeq and is a predicted model, not a curated record. The transcript has a single exon. Bases 1 to 456 code for a protein of 151 amino acids.
AUGGGCACCACGUUGAGCCUCGUGUACCGCGACUGCAAAGCGCCAUACCGCCACGAAGCGUUCCGGCGCGACAAGCACCACUACAUGACGACGAUCGACGUCCAGCGCGCAGCGGCCGCGCGACUCCGGGCUAUCACGUGCCGUUCAUAUAGGCUUCGACUUGUGCUCGCAUGCGCCGUGGUGGUGUCGCUCUGCUGUUUGCCGUGGCCAUGGGAGCUCAAGCACGUGAUCUAUCGCCUCGCGCUCGGCGGGGUAGUGUGGGUCCUACUAGAUCAGCUCGACGAGUUCUUUACGUUUCGUGUCGAGCUGUGGCGGACGUCGGCAACGGCCUUUCUCACCAGGCGCGAACUCCGGCAUGCUGCGGAAACGUCAAUGCGCCAACUCAUUGUAAGCCGGUCGCCGCUACCACCCGUGGGCGAGCCAGGCGUUCGAGUGCGUCGCGCGCUGACUCUGUAG